This is a messenger RNA of Pelodiscus sinensis (Chinese soft-shelled turtle), 838 nucleotides long. NCBI's taxonomy places the organism in Eukaryota, Metazoa, Chordata, Testudines, Trionychidae. The record is from RefSeq and is a predicted model, not a curated record.
UGGGGAGCGCAGAGACCCAGGAACCCCAGAUGGGGCUAGAGGCAGGAUCAGGCAGCUCUCAUAGGAGAGGGGACACAGAUAAGGACAGACAUGGGGUCCUGGAUCCUGCUGUUGUUCUUCUGGGCCCUGCUGGGAGCAGCCACUGCUGAGCCUCCCAAGGAGCAUGACCCCUUUAACUAUGACUAUCAAUCCCUGAGAAUUGGAGGCCUCAUUUUCGCCGUCAUCCUCUUUCUGCUAGGAAUCCUCAUCAUCCUCAGUCGCCGCUGCCGUUGCAAAUUUAACCAGCAACAAAGGACUGGUGAACCAGACGAAGAGGAAGGGACCCUCCGAAGCUCCAUUCGUCGUUUGUCCACCCGGAUGAGAUAAGGGGCCCAGAGGCUGGUCUCCCUGAGAUGCAGACCCCCCCCCGGAUAUGAGGCAUGAACCCCUCAUCCCCUGCCCAUGCUGCAUAGCUGUAGCACUUAGCCUAGACCUGGCUCCUGAGCUCUGAUUGAAGCCCACAGGAUCUGAGCCAGCCAGCAGGGGGCAGCAGGGACAUGGACAGAUGGACAUACACACACUCUCUCUCUCUCUCACUCCCCCACAGGAAGCAACAAGGGGGCAACAGGGACACAAACACACAGGCUAUGUCUACACUGGCAGCUUCUUGGGUAAGAACAUCUUGCGCAAGAAGACAUCCACACUGCUAUGUGCAAGCUGUGCUUUUGCACAAGAGCAUCCAUGGCAGUGUGGACGCUCUCUCGCGCAAGAAAGCUCUGAUGGCCAUUUUAGCCAUAGGGGUUUCUUGUGCAAGAAAUCCCUGCCGAGCGUCCACACCUCCCUCCUGCACAAGAGGACU